This is a messenger RNA of Rotaria sp. Silwood1, 5442 nucleotides long. Lineage: Eukaryota; Metazoa; Rotifera; Eurotatoria; Philodinida; Philodinidae. The record is from the annotation of a GenBank genome assembly.
AUGAUUAAAUUAAAUCUUCAGUAUCAUUAUUUAUUAUUCUUAUUUUAUAUUAAUUGUAUCUCUGGUCAAAUAUGUCAAAAUAAUAUUGCAGAUUUUUUUUACAAUGUUAAUUUUGCUGGGCCAUUUUUUGAUCAAACAGUAUAUACAGUACUAUCAAAUUUUUCUGUAUCAACUCCAAAUAAUACACAAGUAUUCAACUUUAUUGUUAAGCCUCAAACAAUUGACACUCGACCAAGUUUUAUUCCAAUAACAAUUAGUAAUCGCGCACGUGAUAUGACAUUAGGCAAUAUUAGUGUAACAUCAAGUCAUCCAAGUUUCACUGUUGUUAAUUUAGCAAAUGAUUCUUAUGCUCUUCUUACCAAUACUUUUCCUUUGAAUUAUUUUUCACCUUAUAAUCGUUAUUUAUUUCAAUUAAUUGCAAAACAAACAUUUUCUAAUCGACCACCAGUAACUUCAAUAGCACAAGUUCAAAUAAAUUUAGAAAAUGAUAAUGUUCAUGAUCCAAUGUUUAUUCCUAAUAAUCAAAUAUUUUAUAUAAGUGAAGCAGCUCAACUUGGUACACAAUUUGGUACAGUUUAUGCUAUUGAUCUUGAUAAUGAUGAAAUAAUAUAUUCCGUACAUUGUAUACAAUUUUGUAUUGAAUCAACAACAGGUGUUUUACGACUUGAAAAACCAUUUGAUUCAUCAUCACAAUCCGAAUAUUUUAUUAAUGUGACAGCAACAGAUAGUGGUUCAUCUUGUUCAUCACGUCCCUUAUGUCGUAAACGAACAAAAUCAAUCAAUAUUAGAAUUAUUGUAACAGCAGUUAAUAGAAAUUCACCACGAUUUAUAAAUCCAUUGUGUGGUAAAAAUAUAUCAUUUGAUGAAAAUAAUACAAUUGGACAAGAAAUUGUUUCAUUAAUUGUAUUCGACAGUGAUCGAGGAGAAAAUGGAUUGAUUAAUAUAUCAUUUCCAUCUGAAGAAUUAAGAACAACAGUAAGUGGUUUAAGAAAUACAGCUUAUUCUCAGUUUUAUAUUGAACAAUUGGAUCAAAUUAAUACAACUCGUAUGGCUGUACUUAGAGCAGAUGAAAUAUUUGAUUACGACAAACCAGGUAUGACAAAGAGCAAGAACUCACUCACGAGGAAAAUCUCCCAAAUGAUUAAUGAAUAUCCAGAAAAGAAUUGGCAUCCAUAUCUUAUUGCUGGUAUUUCUACUGAUAACCACGGUGCUACUCGAGUUUGGUAUUUAUUUAUAUUAGCUAACGAUAACGGCAAACCUCAAAGACAAGCAUUUUGUAGUUUACGUAUUAAUUUACAUGACGUCAAUGAUAAUGCACCAGUAUUCAUAAUGACAUCAUGGAAUUAUAUAAUAUAUCGUUCAUCUAUGAAUAAAACAAAUACUCGUUUUUUACGUAUAAUUGCAUCGGAUGCUGAUUCGGGUUUAAACGGUAUGAUUAAUUAUUAUAUCGGAACAGCUCAUGUUCCAUACUUUUCAAUAAUUCGUACAACAGGAACAAUUAUACUUCGUAGUGAUAUUUUCGGAAUAUCUUAUUUAAAUAUGAGCUAUUUUCCAAUAACAUUUUAUGUUUAUGCGCAAGAUCGUGGUACACCACCAUUAAUGAGUAAAAAUAAUGCAACGGUAACUAUUUAUUUGAAUGAUAGUGAUGAUCCUCCAGCAGCACGAUGGCUGGAUACACGUUAUGAAGAAUUAAAUAUUUCGAUAACAGAAAAAUUUUAUGAAAAUUAUCGAAAUCAACCAAUAUUUGAUUAUAAUUAUGGAUUUAAUGGAUCUAUUAUAUAUGAAUUAACAUCACAAACAUCAUCUAUUAUGACAGUCAGUAGUCCAUUUCUUGAUAAUACAAAUAUACCAUUUCGUGAUAUACCUGUUGUAAGAAACGGACGAAUAUUUAGAAGUGGUAUUACUGUAACUAGUGGUCUUCAUGCUGAAAUUCAAAACGUUUAUUUACUUUAUAUUCGUGUACUUGUUAAUCCCCCAUUAAUUGGUUCAAUAAUAAUAAGAUUAAAAGAUGAAAAUGAUCAAAUUCCAACAUUUGAUAUACGUUCAAUUGUUUUAAGUGUUAUUGAAAAAGAAUAUGGAAAUCGUAUAAUUGCACAAAUUCAAGCAUUUGAUCGUGAUAUUGAUUAUCAAAAUAGUUAUGUUCAAUAUCGUUUAAAUGAACGUUUAAGUGAUAAUGAAGCUCUUGGCAAUUUUCAUGUUGAACAGGAUGGUACAAUAUGGACAAAUACUAUAUUUGGAGAACAAACUAAUAAAACAUUUUAUCGAUUAUUUAUAACAGCAUAUAAUGAUGUACCAGCAUGGAAUUCACCAACACAAAAUUCACAAGAUUUUCAGCUUGAUAUUCAAGUCAUAAGUAUUAAUGAUAAACGACCAGUUUUUAAUAAUGGAUUAACAUUGAUAAGUAUUUUAAUAAAUGAAACAUCAAUUAAUGGAACUAAUAUUCUUAAUAUAACAAUAGUUGAUUUAGAUAUUAAUACAAAUCUUAAUUUGGGAAUAUUAAAUGGAAAUUUUCGAAAUACUUUUAUUUUUACUUUAUUAUCAGAUAAUUCAUAUAAUUUAACACGUACACAAUAUGAAGCUAUAGGACAACUAAUAGUUAUUGGUCCAUUAGAUUAUGAAUUAAUAUCAGAUUAUAAACUUGUUUUAUUUGCAUUUGAUACAAAAAAUAUAGCAACAAUUAAUGUAACAGUUAAGUUACAACCACAAAAUACAAAAGCUCCUUAUUUUGAUAUCAUGCCUGGUUCUACUUCUUAUCAAUAUCAAGUCUUUGAAGAAACUCCAUGUCCAAUACUCGAUGAAUCUUGUAUUCAAGCAAUUGAUCCUGAUUAUCCAAAAUCGCAUCUUCAUUAUGAAAUCUAUGAUACUAAUUAUCGAUUAAAUUUAAAUAAUCUAUUUCUAACUCAAUCAAAUAAUUGUGUGUCAAUAGGUAUUAAAUCGCCUGGUCUUUCUCGUGAUUUACCAUUUGGUGAUUCUGUAUAUAAUUUUGCAAUACGUGUUAUUGAUGAAGAUGGAUUAGGCGUGUCAAGUUAUAUACCAGUUAGUAUUAAAGUAAUUGAUGUAAAUAAUAAAGCACCAAUGCCAACGAAUUUUCCAUGGAUUUUCAAACAAGGUAUCAAUCCAAGUAUUGAAGUUAUAUUCAAAGAUUACGAUGAUCCAAAAGAAAAUAAUACAAUUCCUUAUACAGUUAAAAUUGUUCAUCCGUCAAAUUUUAAACUUAUUGGUCCAACAAUAAACUUCAAUGGAUCUUAUAAAUUGAUAUAUAAUGGUAUGUUAAAUCGUACAUUAACAAAGAAUUUAACUGUUACAUUCCAUACAAGUGAUCAUAAAGGUUUUUCUAAAAUAACAACAAUUCCAAUUAUAAUACGUGAUGAAUUAAAUAUAUAUCCAAUAUCGAAUGCUUCUAAAACCAUCAAAAUUAUUUAUGUAAAUGAUUAUCAAAAUUCAUUACGUAAUAUUGAUCUUGGUUCAAUUUAUGUUAAUGAUUUAAAUGAUUGGUUUCAUUCUAAUAGAAUUUAUUCAGUAAGAUAUGUUAGUAAUGGACAAAUAUUUAAUGUUUCAAAUGGUUUUUUACGUACAUCAGAAGCAUUAUAUCCGGGAUCUUAUACAAUACAUGUUGAAGUUACAAAACCUAAUGUAAAAUUAUCAGCUUUUAGUAAAAUUUAUCUUGAAGUAGAAACUAUUAAUAGUGAAUAUGUUCGAGAAGCAUCAACCAUUCGUAUUCAAGGUGAAUAUCCUGAAACAUUAAUUGAUCCAACACUUGGUUAUCCUCUUAAUAAACUUCAAAAUGCACUUGUAUCAUUAUUAUCUGUUACAAUCAAUUCAAUAAAAAUACUUGCAAUUCGUCCUGUUUUUCAAUAUCGAAGUUCAUAUUAUCCACCAAAAACUUUCGAACUUGACAAAAAUGAAACAUUAAUUGAUGUUAUAUUUUAUGUACCAAAUUUUAAUAAGUUCGAAGUUGAAUAUAUUCUCAAUGCAAAUCUUAAUUUAUUUGAAUCACGCUUUAAAAUAAAAGCUAUAGCUAGUGGACCAAAUCCUUGUAACAAUUAUGUUUGUCCUACGGGUACAAGUUGUCGACCAACACGAACAAUUCAUCCAAAACCUUCUACUAUUGAUACAAAUUUAACAUCGUUCGUUGGUAUUAAUAUUCUUGAUUCAGCUGAUUGUAUAAAUUCUACUUAUACUGUUAAUUUAAUAAAUAAACCAAAUGAAUGUAUUACUUCUACAUUUAAUAAUUUAACAUAUUGUUCAUCGAUAUCAUUAUUAUCUUAUGGUACAAUAGGACCAUGUUGUGAAAUACUUGGACGAACAUUUAAUGAAAAUGGUGAUGGAUAUGCAAUAUAUGCUGGUACAAGAUUUUCUAAUAUAGCUCCAGCACGUUUUUCAUUUGAUUUUAUUCUACGAUCACCAAUAAUUGAUGGUUUAAUUUUAUUAUAUGGACGAAAUUUACCACCAAUAAAUGAUUUUUUUUGGAUAGCUAUUGAAAUUUAUCAAACAAAAUUAAAAUUUCAUUUUCGAAAUACAAAAAUUCAUACAGAUAAAACUAUAUUGAAUCCAUUAACAUGGUAUCAUGUUGAAUGCCAGUUUAUUGAUUCCAUGGUUCUUCUAUCAGUGAAUGAUUGUCAAUAUGGUUUAUAUUUAGUAAAUAAUACUUUAAAUACAUAUAAUCUAUCAACUGUUAAAUUAUAUCUUGGUGGUUUACCUAUGACUGAUUCACUUUUAUCAAGUCUUUAUUCAUCAUUACCAUCAAUAAAUACAUUUAAUGGUUGUAUACGUAAUGUUUUAUCAAAUGGUUAUUAUCUUGAUAUGUCUAAAGAUUUAUCAUCAGCUAAUUCAAAUUAUGGUGAAUGUCCAUGUUCAAUUACAAAUUCAUGUAUUACAAAAGAACAUGUUAUAGAUAUUAUUAUACCUUGGUACACGUGGUUAAUUCUUGUACUUGUUUUAUUAUUAUUAGCCACAAUAUUUUCAAUAGUUUUAUUGAUACUUACAAGAAAAAGAAAACAAUUGAAAACAUUAACAGGUUUAUAUAUGCAUGAUACAAGAGAUGAUAUUAUUAGUUAUAAAGACACUGCCGGCGAAGAAGAUCAUUCGAGAUAUAACCUACGUGUAUUAAAAAGACCAAUAUAUGAUUUACAAGAUAGUAAUAUUAUAUCCCAUAAUAGCAUAUCAAGUUAUCACGCUUCAAGGGUUUAUCUUCGACCAUCACUUAGUGAUUAUAUUGAGAAAAAACUUGAUGAACAAGUUAUAUCAUAUGCAAAUGAUACAAAAUUACAUUAUCAAUAUGAAGGUGAAGGUUCUAUAGCAUCAGAUUUAAGUUCUAUGGAAUCUUUAUCUUUACAAGAUGAAAAUGAUUAUAGAUUUUUGUAUUCAUUGGGACUAAAAUUUUCACCUUUAGAAGAUCGAUAUUCUGAUCACGUUCAGAAUAAUAAUAAUAAUAAUACUUAG